This is a messenger RNA of Strongylus vulgaris, 549 nucleotides long. The record is from the annotation of a GenBank genome assembly. NCBI's taxonomy places the organism in Eukaryota, Metazoa, Nematoda, Chromadorea, Rhabditida, Strongylidae.
UCCGGUUCCAUUCGAUGGCCAUUCAUUUCACCAGAGACUCGCCACGUUAAGAUGGUUGACGUACCCAUCGAUGUGCUUCUAUCUGUUCCCAUGUUUCUACGAUCUUAUCUUCUCUGUCGUUUCAUGGUUCUGCACAGCAAGCAGUUCCAGGAUGCGGCUACUCGUUCAAUAGCGGCGCUAAAUCGUAUCUCAAUGGAUUUUCGAUUUGUUAUCAAAACGAUGAUGGCAGACCAUCCAUUGCGGGUUUUGGUAGUGUUCACUGUGUCCUAUUGGAUCUGCAUGUCGUGGAUGUUUACGCAAUGUGAAAGGUAUGCAGCUUAUGUCAGACUGAUUAGUGAGAUUGCUUCGGGGGCGUUAUAUGAUGGCAAACUGGAUGUAGAGCACUAUUACCUAAAUUCUAUGUGGUUCAUCAUGGUCACAUUCAUGUCAAUCGGGUAUGGAGACAUUGUGCCGAACACGUACUGCGGUCGCACCCUAUCUAUCACAACUGGUAUUGUGGUAAGUGCAGUAUUUCACUUCCAACAACUUUUAUUCAUAGGUUUUAUAUGA